UAACAGCCCUCUCCUCCACUAAACUUCUCCUCCCCUCAGCUUCCCUACAGAUCAGGAAGGAAGAGAGAGAGAACACACAACACAUCUGACCAGAUGAAGCUCAUCACCGUCAUCCUCCUCUUCUCUGUGGUUCACUGUGUUCAGAGCAAAAGUUGGUUCAGAGAUUGUGCAGGUGCGCUAAAGCAGAUUGUUCAAGGUAUUAGGGACAUAUGGAGGUUUCUUGGUGACUUGCGUAGAGGGAACUUGAAAAAUUUAGACACAUACUUUCAUGCUCGUGGGAGCUCUGAUGCUGCGCAGAGCGGACCUGCUGGGGAAGCCAAAGCGAUCAGUGAUGGCAGAGAAUUGCAAUUUGGCAGCAGUGGCAAAGACUCUAAAGCAGACCAAUUUGUAAAUGAAUGGGGCAGGAGUGGCAAAGACUCCAAACGGUUCAGGCCGGCUGGUCUGGACCCCAAAUACUGAGAUGAUUUGUUCCCUCCUCUUUUCCCCUCCCUGCCCUCCCUUCUGUGCCACCUGGUUGGAGCAUCUGCUCUCUCUGUUUUAGACUCAUGCUUUGUGUUCAAUAAACAUCCAAGCAAAGAA
Messenger RNA from Antechinus flavipes (yellow-footed antechinus), 579 nucleotides. Its product is annotated as serum amyloid A protein-like. The transcript is spliced from 4 exons. The coding region runs from base 94 to 459 and encodes 121 amino acids. The record is from RefSeq and is a predicted model, not a curated record. NCBI's taxonomy places the organism in Eukaryota, Metazoa, Chordata, Mammalia, Dasyuromorphia, Dasyuridae. Gene Ontology annotation, cellular component: extracellular region.